AGCUUGCUAAGAAACCACAUCUACCCAGCCAUAACACAGAGGUAUUGAGCACCGUGCCUCUGUACGGCCAGGCCAGGCACUGCUUCACUUAUAAGGGAGAUCAUCUAAUGAGUGUUCCUACUCUCGACCAGUGUAAACGGGCCUCAACUCCAUACUUCUCUUAUCAAGAUCUUCCUAGAUGGUAAUCUCCCAUUGAACCUGUGUCAUUCUUCAGGAUGGAAAAAGACAGGAGUCACAUGACUGAGAGCAUAUUGAAUGUUAUUCUGGAGAUCAUCUACCUACUGACUGGAGAGGUUUAUGUUCCUGUAAAGAAUUCUAAUAAUGAGAAUAUGGCCAGCAGUCCUGUAUCAGGAGGCAGGAUCCAGACCACUGUCAUGGAGCCUACACCUUCAUCUCUGUUGCAUGACAGAAGCUAUGAGCAGAAGAUCCUGGACCUCACCAAUAUGAUCAUUGAACUGCUGACUAGAGAGGUUCCUAUAAGGCAUCAGGAUGUCACUGUUCAUUUCUCCAUGAAGGAGUGGGAAUUUAUAGAAGGUCACAAGGAUCUGUACAAGGAUAUCCUGAUGGAGAUGGAUCACCAGCCUCUCAACUCACCUGAUGGGUCCACUAAGAAAAAUGCACUAGAGAGAUGUCCUGUUUAUUAUCCAAAGAAGUCUAUAGAGGAACAUUCCAAUAUUCUACAGGAUCAUCCAGAAGAUGAAGCUGAAGGUUCUCAUUACAACAGCGUCAUUGAGGCUGAUGGUAUAAACAUAAUCAGUGUGAAGAUCAAAGAGGAAGAUACCCUGACAGAUUUCAGUCCAGAUUGCAAACUGGACCACCAUGAAGUGAUCAAAGAUUUUCAAGAAGAAAAUUCCAUUACUUUUCAUGUUCCACAAAGCACAGAUGUGAAAUCAACUUACCAGGAGUCCGAUCACUCUUUAAUAGAUAUUGUCUCAGAUUCUUCGGUUUAUGGAGACAGUGAAGUAUAUGCAUCUUCUGCUGGAGAUAUUGCUCAAAGUCAAAGUUCAGAUCUGAGAAGUUACUCAGACCUAAAGCCAUGUUCUGAAUAUGGCAAAUGUUUCAAAGACAAGUUCAGUCUAGAAACCCACCAGAGAAGCCACUUAGUAAAAAAGCCUUUUAUGUGCUCCCAGUGUGGCAAAGGUUUUGCACGUAAAGUGACACUUUCUGAGCAUCAGAAAAUUCACACAGAUGAGUCAUUUUCAUGCAGCAUUUGUGGCAGACGCUUCAUACACAAAUCAAAGUUCAUUGAGCAUCAAAGGAUUCACACUGGAGAGAAGCCUUUUUCGUGUAUCUAUUGUGGUAAAGGAUUUGCUCAGAAGACAAACCUUAUCCAACAUCAGAGACUUCACACUGGGGAGAAGCCAUUUGCAUGUCCCGAAUGUGGCAAAUGUUUUACCCAGAAAUCUGCAUUAGUUGGUCACCAAAGAAUUCACACUGGGGAGAAGCCAUUCUCAUGCUCUCACUGUGGGAAGUGCUUUGCUCACCGAUCCAACUUUGUUGAGCAUCAGAGGAGUCAUUCCGGGAAGAAGCCAUUUUCAUGUUCUGAGUGUGGAAAAUGUUUUACGCAAAAAUCUAGUUUAGAUAAACACCAAAGAACUCAUUCUAGAUCUAGUCUCUUCAGAAGGGAAGAACAUCAUUCCAUCUCACAGGCACUGAGUUGAUCCCUGAACCUUUUUUAUUAUUUUGUUAAUAAAAGGGGAUAUGUUAAAGGCAUUGUCUCAUGUCAGCAAAUGGCAUUUAUCAUGUA
This is a messenger RNA of Bufo gargarizans (Asiatic toad), 1747 nucleotides long. RefSeq names its product oocyte zinc finger protein XlCOF7.1-like. The record is from RefSeq and is a predicted model, not a curated record. NCBI's taxonomy places the organism in Eukaryota, Metazoa, Chordata, Amphibia, Anura, Bufonidae. The transcript is spliced from 7 exons. Gene Ontology annotation, molecular function: DNA-binding transcription factor activity; RNA polymerase II cis-regulatory region sequence-specific DNA binding. Bases 216 to 1661 code for a protein of 481 amino acids. Gene Ontology annotation, biological process: regulation of transcription by RNA polymerase II.